Messenger RNA from Erpetoichthys calabaricus (reedfish), 4708 nucleotides. Its product is annotated as hyaluronidase-1-like. The coding region runs from base 180 to 1493 and encodes 437 amino acids. Lineage: Eukaryota; Metazoa; Chordata; Cladistia; Polypteriformes; Polypteridae. The record is from RefSeq and is a predicted model, not a curated record. Gene Ontology annotation, molecular function: hyalurononglucosaminidase activity. Gene Ontology annotation, biological process: hyaluronan catabolic process; carbohydrate metabolic process. The transcript is spliced from 4 exons.
GCCAGUUUUCUUCCUACUGCUCUUCGGGCGUUUUUCGCUGGAGGCAACGGGACAGGUUAGUCAGUCUGUUUAUACACUUGAUUCGAGUUGGUUUUCAUUAUUUUUUUUCAACGAAGGAGGUCUGACUGACAUCACCGUGGGGCUUAAACAGGUAUCCCUACCACUCUGCCUGGACAGCAAUGCGGAGUACCCUGCUUGUAGCUACGUUAGCUCUGGUCACCCUGGCCCAUGAGCAUGGACUGCCAUGGGAGCUUCCUAACGUGCCGUUCCUGAUGGUGUGGAAUGCUCCUACAAAGCCUUGUAAAGACAUAUAUGAUGUGGACUUGGACCUCAGCUUCUUUGAUAUUGUGCUCAAUCAAAAUCAGAGCUUUAUGGGUAGCAACAUAACCAUCUUUUAUGAGGGUAAGCUGGGCCAUUAUCCUUACUACACCUCAGAGUUUGUGGCAGUGAAUGGUGGUGUUCCCCAGAAUGCUAGCCUGCGGGACCAUCUGUCAAAUGCCACUGUAGACAUACAACGUUACAUCCCUGUCUCCAACUUCACUGGAUUAGCUGUGGUGGAUUGGGAGAGCUGGCGUCCCAUUUGGAAGCGUAAUUGGGAUACAAAAAAAAUGUACUGGGAAGGCUCCUGCAUACUGGUGAGGAAGCAGCACCCUGAGUGGCUCCCUGCCCAGGUGGAAGCAAAGGCUAAGGAAGAGUUUGAAAAUGCUAGCCGAGCCUUCAUGGAGAGAACCCUGCAGCUUGGCCGUACCCAAAGGCCUGGGGGAUGGUGGGGUUUUUAUGGCUUUCCAGAAUGCUACAACUACCAGUACAACAAUAUUUCAGAGAACUAUACAGGGGCCUGCCCUGAUGCAGAGCUCAAGCUGAAUGACCAACUUGUGUGGCUGUGGAACAUCAGCUCAGCGCUGUACCCCCACAUCUACCUGGACCAUAAACUGAAGGGUCGGGGAGCUUGCAUUCAAAAGUUUGUUCAUUUCCGCAUCCUGGAAGCGGAGAGAGUGGCGACACAGGUGGGCUCCAGUGGCAUGCCCAUCCUCCCCUAUGCUCGGAUAGCCUACACCUAUUCACUGGAUUUCCUAUCACUGAAGGAUUUAAUUCACACAAUCGGUGAGAGUGCGGCCCUGGGAUCAGCAGGAGUUGUCCUCUGGGGAGAUGCACACUAUGCACAGUCAAAGGAGGUGUGUGAAUCUAUUAAGGACUACGUGGACAACAUCUUGGGUUCUUACGUCAUUAACGUGACAACUGCAGCGGCCAUAUGCAGCAAGGCGCUGUGUGGUGGUCGUGGCCGCUGCAAGAGAAUCCACAGUGGCUCUUCAGUCUACCUCCACUUGCAUCCUGACCGUUGGAAGAUUCUUUCCAAGCAAGGCCCUCAAAGCAACCAAUUUUUUGUGGUUGGGCAGUCAAGCAAAGCUGACGUUGUAGAAAUGGAGAUGCACUUUACUUGUCAGUGCUACCAGGGGUGGCAUGGCAAGCACUGUAAAAAGCAAAAUCAGUGAGUGCUAUCUACUCGGAGCCAAAGGCUGGCACAUUUGCACUUAUCUCUAAACUUGCUCUUGCACUGGGUGGCAAAAGACUUAAUCUUGUGCUGCACUUUUGGUAUUUUGUCUUUUGGAGAACUUUGAAUUGUUUCCAGCCCCAUUGUAACCCACAACUUGGGUACAGUACUCAAAAUAGGUGCAAUAUUUAGUGGAACACCCAGGAGGCAGCAUCUUGUACCACUCUAGGGCCAAUUGUUGACGGUUUUAAAUGCCAAUUACCAGCUGACGCCCACAUGCUGAAUAUAACAGCAUUUCCAGUUGAGACCCAAUAGUUCCACUGCCCCUUUUAAAAUUUGACUGCCAGGCUGCAAUAAAAUGGCAGUUCCAUUUUAACAACCUUUAUCUGGCAGGGAGAGAGCGAUGCCUCCUGCAAUUUCAUCCACUCAACUUUUUUUGAACACAACAGAAGAAGGAGCAAGUCCCCAUGACACUACACAACCUUUCCAUCGAUUUUUAGUUACACAGUCUUAGUGAGCUAUUGACCAUCGCCCCCCACUCACUCAUAGUGUGAUAUCCCCAGCGACUCAAUUAUAGUGGAGGGAGUCACACAAAUGCCCAUUGAUUGUCUCGUCUUUGUCAUUGAUUGGCUGUAAGUAUGUGUUGACCUUGCUAUACUUUAGCCACGCAAUAGGAAACUAUGCUGAGUAGUCGUGAGGGCAUCAUGUGAUCCAUCCAUCCAGCUCCUAGUCAUGUAGUCCAAUAUCCUCAAUUCAACAAGAUCAUAAACUGCAAUUGUUAAGGCUCUCCAACUAAAAAUUGUGCAGGCUGACACUGGCCCAAGUCACAGAGUUGUGCUUGCUGUUAUUGUGGGUGAAUGGAGCACAGCGAGCUUUUGUUGAGGGCCUUUUAGGAAUUACAAUAAUAUGGCGGGCCUGUGAUGGAGAGCUUAUCGGGUGCAGAGGUUUAACAAAAAUGCACAGUGUUUUAAGACUGGCGUGGUCACCUACAAGGCCACAUGAAAAUUUCAACAGUGGUAAUUUUUGAAUGCCACCCUUAGUAUUCCACUAAGGCUGCCAAUAUGCAAUCCAAUCAAUUCACACAAAAAUUACAUUUUUUUAGUGUUACUUACUUCAUGUUGUCUGUAUUGAUGACCAAAAGAAACAUUUUUAAUCUCAUGUUUUCAUACAGCACAUAAAUAACAAAGCUUCUGAUGGAAUGGGUGCCAAUAGUGACCUACUACUGGACAACAUCAAACAAUAGCAAAACAUCCAUGUUAAAAUCUCACAUUACUCAUGGCACAUAAUCCACAUGUCAACAUAUCCAGUUGUAUGGCUACAAUGUGCAAAACACAUGCAUUUUUGAUAAAAUAUUAUUAAAUGAAUACCUCUGGAAAAUGAAAGUAGUCCACGAACAGGAAGCCCCUUCACAUAGAUCGUGCUUUUGAUUUGAAGACCUACCUCUUCCCCGUCAUCCACUGGUCAAGAUUCUGGUCUUCAAUUCAAACGUGUGCUGAUUUUCUCAGAUGGGGGUUGGGACUGAGCUGGCUUGACGUUGCAUAUGUGUAGGUGUGCCAUUGUGGUUUGGAGGCUGUCUUACCUGCCGAAUGAAGGGGGUCUCUCUUGCUCCUUGGGAUGAGAUGACUUCUCUAUAAUGCUAUGGAGUGAAACAGACACAACAGUUUAUACACGUGGAAGCACUUGGUGACAAUGACCUUAUGUAAACAUGUAGGCUGAAAGGUCUCUAAAUCAAGUGGCUUUCCACAUGAUCCUGAAGCUCACUGGUGAAAUACGAAGCAAAGCUUCACAGGCAGGAAGUGGGCUUUAUCUUUUGAUCCCACAGCUGUAAAGUCAGGGAGCCUUGGCUGUUCACACAACUUCAUUCACGCAAACAGUUUGGCUAGUCAUUAUAGCAACACUUUCUGAUGACCCAAUCCCCCAUCCCUGUGACCCCCCCCCAUCCCCCUCUCCCCAAAUUUGUUUUUUCUGCUUAAAAUAAUUUUUGGGGGGGGGGGGGGGGGGAAUCUAUUCACGUGUAGACCAUUAUGUUUUGAAAGUGGACCUAAACUGUUAACAGUCCCAACAGUUUCUUUUAAAAGCAAGGAUUCUCAAAGUAUUCUGGACCAACAACCACUUUGUUAAAGUCAAAGACAGUCACUUCUUAAUACAUUUCAUGCUACAACUACGGCAUUUACAUUAUUACACCUACUAAUGUGAAAAAUAUGUUCUUUGAAAUCCGAUAGUGCUGGAUGUCAGCAUGUGUCCCAUAAUAACCCAACGGACAUAGGCAGCCAGCAGCAUUCAUGCACUGUAAGUGCCGUCCCACAGACUGUCCAGCAGACCCUCAGAGUUCCAUAUGAUGGCCAAAACUGGUCAGACGGGUGAGCGCCUGCAAGUCUGUACUUGGGAGAGGGAAGGAGCAAUCACUAAACAGCAGCAGGACAGGAAGGAGUGGAGUGGAUCACAAGUAAAUGCUGGCACCUGUGGCUAUAGUGACAGGAAGUUCAUGAAGGAGGGUGGCAGUCUGUAACACACUAACAUAUUUAAGUGAUUUACAUGACCACCUGCAUAACACUUGACUUGCACUUUAAGAACACACUCAGAGAACUCCUCAUUUAAAGCACACACAAUGCAUUGAACACACACUGCUUGCAAUUCUCAUCUUGUACAAGUUGAACUCUUAGGCAGACAUCACUUGCAGCUUUAAAAAUAUAGAGUGUUGUGCUCCGAUUGUGAUGACCAGGUCAUGUCUCAGCUGCCCUGCCAUACAGUAGCUUUUACUACAUUAAGACAUACUUUUUAUUCCUCUUGCCGCCAUACUCGCUUAUCAAGUAGCUGCUCUAUCGCGCAAAUGCCGUUUUCACUAAAAAAGUUGAAAGCCUGCUCUAAGUGUUGAUCAUAUUUCUUCCCAUUGCAAAAUACUGCCAAAUAUGUUUGCUGUUGUUAAAAGUACAGUUGGUUCCAUCCAGGCUCCAUCAAUCCAGGAAUGGUCGCUUAAGUCUGUCACAUGCCACCAUGACUAGUUCCCAGGAUGUCCACGACUGCACAAUCUAAUGUUGUUAAAAACGAAAAUCCAAUGUGCGUCACAAUAAUAGAAAAGGGUACUAGCCAUCCAUUUAGUACACAAGUACCCUGUGUUCUUAGACAUUAUCCACCGUAUAGUUUUAGUUAUAUUAUUUUGUUACAGUGUAUCAUUUUCAGUCUGCUGGUUAAUAAAUUUUAAAUGAUCAUAUAUCA